Messenger RNA from Vidua chalybeata, 5840 nucleotides. It is a transcript of the gene SH3PXD2B, whose product is annotated as SH3 and PX domains 2B. Gene Ontology annotation, biological process: superoxide anion generation. Gene Ontology annotation, molecular function: superoxide-generating NADPH oxidase activator activity; phosphatidylinositol binding; protein binding. Lineage: Eukaryota; Metazoa; Chordata; Aves; Passeriformes; Viduidae. The record is from RefSeq and is a predicted model, not a curated record. The transcript is spliced from 14 exons. Bases 59 to 2812 code for a protein of 917 amino acids.
CCGGUCCCGGCGGCGAGCGCCAGAGCGUCCCCGCUCCCCGAGGGGCACGGCAGCGGCGAUGCCCAGGCGGAGCAUCGCCGAGGUGAAGGUGCUGGACGUGCAGAAGCGGCGCAUCCCCAACAAGCACUAUGUGUACAUCAUCAAGGUCACCUGGUCCAAUGGAGCCACAGAGGUCAUUUACCGGCGGUACAGCAAGUUCUUCGACCUGCAGAUGCAGAUGCUGGACAAGUUCCCCAUGGAAGGAGGCCAGAAGGACCCCAAGCAAAGGAUCAUCCCCUUUCUGCCAGGGAAGAUCCUCUUCCGCCGGAGCCACAUCCGCGACGUGGCGGUCAAACGCCUGAUCCCCAUUGAUGAGUACUGCAAGGCUCUGAUCCAGCUGCCUCCCUACAUCUCCCAGUGUGAGGAGGUGCUGCAGUUCUUCGAGACACGGCCCGACGACCUGACCCCCCCCAAAGAGGAGCCCAUUGGAAAGAAGAGGUCUGGAGCUGACUGUGCCUCGGCUGAGCCCCUGGUGCUGGAGCAGUAUGUCGUGGUGGCCGACUACCAGAAGCAGGAGAGCUCGGAGAUCAGCCUGUGCGUGGGCCAGGUGGUGGAUAUCAUUGAGAAGAACGAAUCAGGCUGGUGGUUUGUGAGCACGUUGGAGGAGCAAGGCUGGGUGCCAGCGACCUGCCUGGAGGCGCAGGAUGGAGUCCAGGAUGAGUUCUCAAUGCAGCCUGACGAAGUGCCAUGGAGAUACUGGUCUCUGCCCAGGCACCUUGGCCGCCGCCGGACUCUUGGGGACUUGUACACGCCUGGAUGGGGUCAAGAGGAGAAGUACACGGUUAUUUACCCCUACACUGCAAGAGACCAGGAUGAAAUGAACCUGGACAAAGGGGCCGUGGUGGUGGUGAUCCAGAAGAACCUGGAGGGCUGGUGGAAAAUCAGGUACCAGGGCCAGGAGGGCUGGGCCCCCGCCUCCUACCUCAGGAAGGGGAAUGGAGAUGUGCUCCCACCGAAGCUGGGCUCGGGCUCCUCGGCUCCCUCCAGUGCCCUGGAUCUGGAUGGCAUCUCCAGGCAGCAGCUGCUGGCCAGCAGGGACAAGGAUGGGCUGGGGGGCCAGAGGGACAGCAGGUUCGAGAGCCGGCCCCUGCCCAGCGCCGACAUCCGACGCAAGUCACCAAAGAUGAGGCAGAGGCCACCUCCUCGCCGAGACCUCACCAUACCCCGUGGUUUGAACCUGCCUAAGCCUCCUGUCCCCCCUCAAGUGGAAGAGGAAUAUUACACCAUUGCUGACUUCCAGACCACCAUCCCUGAUGGCAUCAGCUUCCAGGCAGGAAUGAAAGUAGAGGUUAUUGAGAAGAACCUGAGUGGCUGGUGGUACAUCCAGAUCGAGGAGAAGGAGGGCUGGGCCCCUGCCACCUUCAUUGAUAAGUACAAGAAAACCAGCAACGCCUCCAGGCCCAAUUUCCUGGCUCCCCUCCCCAACGAGAUGGCGCAGCUGCGGCUCGGUGACACCGAUGGCAGUGCCAGCGAGGAGGUGACAGGGCCCUGCCGGCCUCUGCCAGAGGCUCCUCCCAACGGCAUGGACUGCACUGGGAGGUGGGGCAAGGACUGGAAGGGGAAGGAGGCUCCCGACAGCGGGGACCUGUCCUUGGCCGGGGGCUACGAGGAGAUCUCGGACCGCGACACGGAGGAGAAGCCCAGCCUUCCACCCAGGAAGGAGUCCAUCAUUAAAUCGGAAGGAGAGUUACUGGAGAGGCAGAGACCACCCCCCAAGCCCCCAGGCAUGAUUUUGCCCAUGAUCCCACCCAAGCAGUCGGCAGCCCCGAAGGACAGCAAGAAGCCGGAGCUCAAACCGGAGAAGGGCAAACUCUUCCAGCUGAAAAAUGAAAUGGGACUGGAAUGUGGACACAAGGUGUCGGCCAAGGAGGUGAAGAAGCCAAACCUCCGGCCCAUUGUGAAGCCGACCAAGCCAAAAGCUGAGCCUGUGGAGGACAAACCUGAGCCCAUCACCCAGAACCCGUUCUUGAAGUCGAGACCUCAGAUCAGGCCAAAACCCGCUGCGUCCCCCCGGACUGAGCCACCCCCGGCCGAUGACAAACUGGACAUUUGCAGCCUGCGGAGCAAGCUGAGACCCGCCAAGUGCCCAGAGAAGCCCUCGGAGCAGGACCCCACCGCCGGGGAAAGCUCCUUCAGCAAUGCCGUGGUCUCCUCGGAGCCUUGCGGGAGGUUUCCGGAGCGGCCGGGCACGGAGAGCAAAGCUCUGCCCAAGCUGGACAUUGCCCCCAAAGAGGCACUGCCCAAAUCUCCCCUGGGCCCAGCAAGCCCCCCCUGUGCCAGGGACGCCCCUCCGCAGCGCCCCGUGGUGCCGCCUCGCAGGCCACCCCCUCCCAAGAAGAUGGGGGCUCCUGCCUGCGUCCCCGCCGAGCCCAGGGCCCCGGCACGGGAAGCUCCCGAGGCCAGGCCCUCGGCAGUGCCAGGGAGGCCCAUGCUGGUCCCUCCCAAAGCCAAGCCCUUCCUCUCUGCCUGCAUGCAAGACGAAGCCAAAGCCAGAAGCAGCGGAAACCCAAAGGUCAUCUCCAAGCCCGUGGAGAGGGGGGAGGCCAAGGAGAGGACCUCAGCCCCCGGCUGCAGCCCGGACAUCUCCAGGGAAGCUCUCUACGUGGCAGUGGCGGAUUUUGAAGGUGACGAGGAGACCAACAGCUUCAGAGAAGGGACUUUGUUUGAAGUUCGUGAGAAGAACAGCAGUGGCUGGUGGUUCUGCAAGGUCCUGGCUGGGGGGCCCUGCUGGGAGGGCUGGAUCCCUUCCAAUUACCUGCGGAAGAAGCCGUAGCUGCUCCACAGCCGGAGGCUCCCGGGUCUCUCACCUGAGUAUUUAAUGAGCAGAUUAAUUUAUAGUUUUCUGUAAGGCUGGCUUUAAAAGAAAAGAUAAUAAUUUGAGAUCCCACGCCUCCCGGCUGGAGCCCCUUGGCAGCAGCUGGAGGAAGCAGCUCGGCCUCCCCUCCCCACCCCUGUGCUCCCUGUACCCACCCUCCUCCUCACAUUCCCCAAAGGACUUGGCUCCCGUGGUUCUCUGUGCUGGGCAGGUGGCCCUUGAGUGACAUCUUGCCACCUCUGUGGUGAAUUGGAGAGAAAUCCAGCAGCAGCCAGGUGGAAUGGCACCAGUGCAGGAAAUCACAGAAGGAUUUGCCUUUCCCUGAAGCUCAGGGUCACGGUCAAGAGUUGCAGGUCAUGUUGCUUAGUCCAGGGAUGUAGCAGAGCCACGAGGAAUGUGGCAAAAAGGAGGAAGGAUUGCUGAGAACAGGUUCCUGUAGCUCUGUCUCUGGUUAAGGGCUGCACCACGCUCCCCCUACGUGGGGAUCAUCCCUUGGUCCUUCCCUGCUCUACGAUGACAAGUGUUAACUUCAACAUCCUCCUGGUGGAAAAAAAAUAGGGAAAAACACACCCUCGUUUAACAGGUCCUGCUGUGCUGCUCCAGGACAGCUCUCAGGCCUCUCCCCUGCAGUACUGCGACCAGACAUCACAGGGGUUUUGCUUCCGGAGCUGAGGAAUUCUAUGCAAGGCACAGAGGACCAGAACGACCCCAAAAACCCUGGAAAAGGGACGCUUUGCUCUCCUCCCCACACAGACUGCCCUGCCUGUUGGACUAGGAGGGGACCACCCCUUCCCAGGACCCACUGAGCUCCCCGGGCUGGCGGGCAGCAGCCGGGAGCUGGGUCCUUCCCUCGGUGCUGACAUUAUCAAGUGCAAUCCAGAAUGUGGGAGCUCAGCUCCUCAUCACCACCAGUUCUGAGGCGUGGCUGGUGCUCAGGGGCUGCCUGCCUUGUUUGUCACCCCACCUGCCUGUCCUCCAGGUACUUGCAUUUCACCCUGUGGGCCAGGUUGGCUUGGAGGGGCUUCUGGGCAAGCAGAGCCUGGGGUUUUUCCAUGCUGACAUUCCUGCCUUGCCCUCAGUGCUGCUUAUCCCAGCAGGAGGAUGAGCUGUUGUUCCCCAGUGCUGCUUUCUUUCCUUUCUGACCUUGGCUAUUUGCAGCUUCAGGGCCACAUUUCUCUCCAGAAGAGCUUUAAACCCGGAUGUCUGUGGGUUUCACAGAGUCACAGAAUUGCUGGGGCUGGAAGGGACCUCUGGAGAUCAUCCAGUCCAACACCCCUGCCAAGGCAGAGUCAGGUUUGGUGUUGACCAAGCCCUGUUGCCCUCUCUGGUCUAAUUGCAAGUGUGAGCAAUGCAGCCACAUUGUUUUGCUGCCGAAAAUAAUGACAGUUUUCCCUCUAAUUUGAGGCUGGCUGAAUUGAAGGAGCAUUCUCCACUCCCCCAGAUGCUCACUUCCUUCUCUGUCCAUAUUUUCCACCCUGGGAAUGUGAAGAUCCCUCUGCCUGCAUACAGAAGAAAAGCAGUGGUCCCAGGAUCAUUCUGGGAGGGCAAUGGGGCAGUUUGAUCUGAUAAAGUCCUGACCAUCCUCCUAUCCAGAAGGCCCAAAGUUCAUUUUUAGCCAUGGGAAUUCAGGCACCCCGGUGUGUGGCUGAUUCCUCUCCCUCCCACCUGUGGUUUUCUCCCAUGGCACAUCAGCUCCUGAUCAGGCUGACUCACCUGAGCUGGCAAAAAGCACCGUGUUUGCAAGGCAGUGCAAUAGCAAAGCUCCUUGCUGGCACCUCGGGAGGUGCUGAUGUGCUCCCGGGAGAGCUGCGGGGUGGGUUGGGACAGCGCUGCCUUCGCUCUGCCUGGCUCCACUCAACCCCUUCUGCUUUGGAAAGGACUGGGGACAGGACGAGUUAAAGCAGAGCUGCUCCGCAGCCAAAUCCAGCUCCCACGGUGUCUGGGAAGGGCUGGACCUGUAUCCCUGCUCUUGACACAGGGUGGAAGGGCUGUGUGUCCUUUUCCCGGGCACCGCGUCCUUGCUCUGCCUUUGCUGAGCGGCCUUUUCAUCUCAGCUCUGUCCCAGAGACCUCUGUGCCCUGGCUCUCCUCGGAGAGGGCUGUGCUAUUUGUGUGGCCUGGCCCCUGAGUGAGGGCUGCUCCCUCUCCCCUCCCAGCCUGAGCCUCGGAACUGGUCGUGCUCCAUUUUCUGACACAAGUACUGUAUUUGGCUCGCUGAGCGCGGGACAGGAUCGCUCCCUUCUUCCCAAAGAGCUUCCAAGAGGGAGCGCCCCGGUGGGAUCCCCCUCAGGAGGUGCCCACACCUGCAGCCUUUACCCCCUUUUCCACCCUGCUGCCUGCCAAGGGGCCGUGGGCUGCCCAAGCUCCUGUGGGGAAGAUGCCAGGAGCCCCGGGGCUGGCAGGGCUUUGUCCCCGCUCUGCUUUGUGCCCCCGCUCCUGCAGGCACCUGUGCCCCAAGCCAGGCUGCCUCUCCCCCCUGCUCCUCGCUGCCUACCUCGUGAGGAGGAGGAGGGUGGCCAAAAGCACCCCAAACUCGGGGGCAGCCCCCCACCAGCCACAGCCCAGCCUCCCAGAGCAGCCCUGAGAUCAGGGGCUGUGCCAAGGGGGGCACUGCCGUGGCUUGGGGCCCAGGAGCUGGGAUUUGGGGAUUUGGGGACAGGCCAGGCUGGGCACAUCCUGGGUGGGCAUCAGCCCUGCAGUGCCCAGCUCCUGCCAGGCUCCCAAAGCCCGUUUGUUUGUCCGUGUGUCUCUAUAUUAUGUAAUGUGUAUAAAUCUCCAUUACUGUGGGUGGGUGGGGGGCAGCAGAAGGUAGAUGUAGCUGUGUCCAUGCCCUGUCUAUACCUUCACCUUUAAGGGAUGGAUUUUUUUUUUUUAUUUGCUGGGUUUGGGGUUGUUUGGUUUUUGUUUUUUUUUUCUUUCAUUUUCUUUUUUUUUUUUUUUAAGAAAUAAAAAUAAACUGCUUGACUGGUUUCAAGCACCCUGGUGAA